GCAUAUUUACUAAAGUUCUUAGACGUAGACGUAAACGUAGAAGUUACGACUGACGUAAGAUUGAAGAUACGAAUUCGUAUUUUGGUAUUUACAAAGCCACUCGUAGACGUUGACGUAAGUUAACGAAUUCUUAAAUGUACGACUGUACGUACGCAUGCGCUUUCGGUAGUUUCACUUUACAGUGCGCCAAAAUUUUAUUUCGGUCGUCUGCGAAAAGAGAAGAAUGGAUGAGGGAAAGAAGCCUAGGAAAGCAAAUUUUACGGAUUUGGAGGUGGAGGUGUUGGUGGACGCUGUGUCCACCAACUACAAAGUGUUGUACGGGAAGUUUUCCCCUUCUCUGACCAACAAUAUGAAGACGGCGGCGUGGGAAACCGUCACAGAGAAAGUGAAUGCAGUAAGUCUACAGUGCAGAAGGGAGGUUGGGGAUGUCAGAAAAAAGUGGCAAGACCUACAAUCAGCCGUGAAAAAAAAGGAAUCACAGAGGAGGAAGAGCAUGAGACAGACAGGAGGAGGGCCCAUGGAGCUUGGGGCGUUCAAGCCAUGGGAGGAGAAA
Saccostrea cuccullata (small rock oyster) is the source of this 553-nucleotide messenger RNA. Its product is annotated as nuclear apoptosis-inducing factor 1-like. NCBI's taxonomy places the organism in Eukaryota, Metazoa, Mollusca, Bivalvia, Ostreida, Ostreidae. The annotation marks the transcript as partial. The record is from RefSeq and is a predicted model, not a curated record. Gene Ontology annotation, cellular component: nucleus. The transcript has 2 exons.